GAAACUGGGAGCAAGAGAGGCGCGUGGGGCUAGAAAGAGGUAGUGUGCUGCGGCGCUCUGGCCUGACACCGAGGGCCUCUCAGUGGCUUCGGAGGACCUGGUGGGCCGGGUAGUGCUGGUGAGGAGGCGGAGCUGGCGGGUCUAGUCCUCUCCAAGCCGCUCGCGUUUGUUUAGAUUCACGGUUGCCUUCUUUCGCGCUGAACUCCUGGGCUAGGCGCAACCAAAGCUCGGAAGUUGUGCUAGAUAUCCAACCCGAGAUCUCCUUGCUGAAACUUAAUCUAGAGCACCCUACAUAUCUAAUUUUUUGGUUCAGCUUCCGCGCUCCCCUAGGUGGCCCUUCCCUGACCACCUGCUCAGCCUCUCCCGCCAAGGAGGGGCUGCUUUUUUCUCCACCAGAAAGGUUCAGCUGGCCCAGCGGUUUCGAUGUGAGGGAGGCACAAGAGCCUAAGCCAGGCUUGCACAGUGAGUCCUGACUCCUUGUACAUCCCAGACCACCGUCCUAUGGCCUCAGACCCAGGGCCAAGGUCUGUUGAUGUACCAGGACAGAGGGCCACGGAUGAACCGACACCUUGAAUCAGAGGAGCAGAACCAGAGACUGGAGCAGCAGGUCACCAGGAGUUGGGGCCGCAGGCCUAGGAGAGCCCUGCACAGGGCUGAGGCCAUGGCGCCCCCACCAGCACCACUGGCUGCCAGCACCCCGCUCCUGCAUGGCGAGUUUGGCUCCUACCCAGCCCGAGGCUCACGAUUUGCCCUCACCCUCACGUCACAGGCCCUGCACAUACAGCGGCUGCUCCCGAAGCCCGAAGCCCGGCCCCGGGACGGCCUUGUGCCCCUGUCUGUGAUCUCAGGCUGCUGCACCCUGAGAAGCCACAGUCCCUCAGACUCGGCGGCCUACUUGUGCAUCUAUACCUACCUUCGGGGCCGCCGCGGGGGCCGCCGCCGCGCUGCCCGCACCUUUCAGGCCGAUGGGGCUGCGACCUAUGAGGAGAACCGCGCCGAGGCCCAGCGCUGGGUCGCUGCCCUCAUGAGUCUGCUCCGAGGAUUGCCGCUGCCUGGGGAAGACGAGAUCACCCCUGAGCUCCUUCCACGGCCGCCCCGGUUGCUACUCUUGGUCAAUCCUUUUGGAGGACGGGGCCAGGCCUGGCAGUGGUGUGAGAACCACGUGCUGCCCAUGAUUUCCGAAGCUGGGCUGUCCUUCAACCUCAUUCAGACAGAACGACAAAACCACGCCCGGGAGCUGGUCCAGGGGCUGAGCCUGAGCGAGUGGGAUGGCAUCGUCACCCUCUCAGGAGACGGGCUGUUCUAUGAGGUGCUGAAUGGGCUCUUAGAUCGCCCAGACUGGGAGCAGGCAGUGAAGAUGCCCCUGGGGAUCCUCCCCUGUGGCUCAGGCAACGCACUGGCUGGAGCUGUGAACAGGCAUGGGGGGUUUGCACCAGCCCUGGGCCUGGACCUGCUGCUCAACUGCUCCCUGCUGCUCUGCCGGGGUGGCAGCCACCCCCUGGACCUGCUUUCUGUGACCCUGGCCUCAGGCUCCCGCUGUUUCUCCUUCCUGUCUGUGGCCUGGGGCUUCGUGUCAGAUGUGGACAUCCAGAGCGAGCGCUUCCGAGCCCUGGGCAGAGCGCGAUUCACCCUGGGUACAGUGCUGGGCCUCGCCACGUUGCGCACCUACCGUGGACGCCUCUCCUACCUCCCCACCGCUGUGGAGUCAGCCUCACCAGGCCCUGCGCAUGGCCUGCCCCGGGCCAAGUCAGAGCUCACCCUGGCGCCAGCCCCAGCCGCACCUGCAGCGCACUCGCCCUUGCACCGCUCAGUGUCUGACCUGCCCCUGCCCCUGCCCGUGCCCGUGCCCCAGCCCACCCUGGCCUCCCCUGGCUCGCCUGAGCCCCUGCCUGUGCUGUCCGUCAAUGGUGGGGUCCCAGAGCUGGCUGGGGACUGGGGUGGCUCUGGGGAAGCUCCAUUGUCCCCAGACCCACUCCCGCCCUUACCCUCAGGCUCCCCCAAGGCAGCUCCACUCCCUCCCAUCACAGAAGGGCACCAGGAAAUGCCAGCAACUUCUGGACUCCCACCCAGUACCCCUGCUGCGCCAGCAGCCUCUCCUGGGGGCCCACAGGACCACCUGCUGCCUCCGUUGGGCAGCCCACUGCCCCCAGGCUGGGUGACACUGGAGGAGGAUUUCGUGCUGGUGUUGGCCCUCUCUCCCAGCCACCUGGGUGCCGACCUGCCCGCGAUUCCCCACGCGCGUUUUGACGACGGAGUGGUGCACCUGCUGUGGGUGCGGGGCGGGGUCUCGCGGGCCAUGCUGCUGCGUCUAUUCCUGGCCAUGGAGCGCGGGAGCCAUUUCAAUCUGGGCUGCCCGCAGGUUGGCUACGCCCCGGCCCGUGCCUUCCGCCUGGAGCCGCUCACGCCCCGCGGCUUGCUCACGGUGGAUGGGGAACUGGUGGAGUACGGGCCGGUGCAGGCCCAGAUACACCCGGGCCUCGGUACGCUGCUCGCGGGGCCUCCAGGCUGCGCCGGGCAGGGACCCUGAACCUGCUGGGAAUGCGCCAAGGACAGGACCUGGGCUACAGUGCGGCCUGGCUGCCAGAGUUGGGGCGGCGCCCCCCAAAUGCAAGGGUCCAGGGCCCGCCACUAGAGAACCGGAAGUGAUGCCGGGGGUGGCCCGAGCUCCAGGCUCGUCCCCUGGCUAGUGCCUGACCGGCGAGGGCCAAGCUUGGGCUGCUGUCCCCGGUGGGAUCCUAAGUCGGUCCUCGCUUGCCUCCCGCUCACAGUAGGUGGGGGGGGCUGGGGGCGGAGCCUGCCUCGAAUCGCCCAAUGACCGGACCUGGAAUGUAUGAGCUGGGAGAGGCCUUAGCUAAUUGGCCAGGUAGGGCUGGGUCUCGCCCUAUCCACUCCGGUGCCUCCACCUAACUGGCCAAUCAGCCUAAGAGGGGCGGGUCCCCGGGGCUGUCGCUCGGAUUUGCACUAAUAACCCGCCCCCACGAUGUGGGGGCGGGGAAAUUCAUUUCUGUGUCCUGUGCGUCCUCUGUCCCCAAUCUAAAAAGCAAUUGAAAAGGUCUAUGCAAUAAAGGCAGUCGCUUCAUUCCUA
This is a messenger RNA of Chinchilla lanigera (long-tailed chinchilla), 3085 nucleotides long. It is a transcript of the gene Sphk2, whose product is annotated as sphingosine kinase 2. The coding region runs from base 533 to 2527 and encodes 664 amino acids. The transcript has 7 exons. The record is from RefSeq and is a predicted model, not a curated record. Gene Ontology annotation, biological process: sphingosine biosynthetic process; positive regulation of apoptotic process; sphinganine-1-phosphate biosynthetic process. Gene Ontology annotation, cellular component: intracellular membrane-bounded organelle; cytoplasm; membrane. Lineage: Eukaryota; Metazoa; Chordata; Mammalia; Rodentia; Chinchillidae.